CGCGGACCAGAUACCAACUCUCGUUACAGCUUACGUUAUCGGCAGUGCUGGAUGAGAAGGCGAAGCUAAAGUAGCGAUGUUAGCAUCGUUAGCCUGCUAGCAAACGUAAACGAGAACACGGAUGCCCAUAACCGUCGCUAUCGUGGUUUACUUCAGGUUCUGAUAUUUUCGAACGAAGCGCUGGCCGUUUAUUCCGUGUUUGUUUCCAAGCAUCGAGGUAAAAAAAACUCGACCGCUCCUUGUCUUGCAGGAAAGGGGGUGAAAUGUCGGUGACAGUGGAAACCACGGUGUCCAGGGUGCCGCUCCCUCUCCCGACCCACUUCUCCCAUGCAGAGCAGUCCUUUUCCCUCAAAAAGCGGCGGCGUCUCCCUUUUUCCUCCUCUUCCACGUCCAACGCUUCCUACUCUUCCCCUGACCGGCUCUCGCAUUCUCUGCCCCCGCUGCCACCGUCCAAGGGGGGUCCCCCCCUGAGCCGGGUGUUUCCCCAGCAUCUGUCCCCGUGGACCCCCCUGUCGCGCUCCCUCAGCGAGUCUCCCCCUCCGGAUUCCGAGUACGAUCCCGGCAAACCGCAGUCCUACUUCAGCCAGUGCUACACUAAUUUGGGCCUCCUGGGUAGAGGAUCCUUCGGAGAGGUCUACAAGGUGGAAAGCAACAAGGACGGGCGUCAGUACGCAGUGAAGCGCUCCGCUCACCGCUUCAGGGGCAACAGUGACCGGAACCGCAGCGUGAGGGAAGCCAGGAACCACGAGCGCCUCUGUCCUCACCCUCACAUCCUGAACUUCGUGGCGGCGUGGGAGGAGUGUGGCCGACUGUACAUCCAAACAGAGCUGUGCACCACCAGCUUGCUGCUCCACGCCGAGAACAAGCCCCCCGGCCCAGAUGAGCCGGCGGCCUGGGCGUACCUGUGCGACCUCCUCUCGGCGUUGCAGCACUUGCACUCUCGGGGUUUCGUGCAUCUGGACCUCAAGCCCGCCAACGUCCUGAUCACCGACUCUGGCCGCCUCAAGCUGGCCGACUUCGGGCUGCUGUUUGAGGUCACACAGAAGACGGCGGGGUCCGCGGGGGGCAAAGCAAAAGACGACGUCCAGGAGGGCGAUCCCAGGUACAUGGCCCCCGAGCUGCUGCGUGGGAACUACGGCCCUGCUGCAGAUGUUUUCAGCUUGGGUGUUUCUAUUCUGGAGCUUGCCUGUAACAUGGAGGUACCGAAUGGCGGCGAUGGCUGGCAGCAGCUCCGACAAGGCUGCCUCCCCUCGGAGUUCACCAGCGGCCUCUCAGCGGAGCUCCAGUCGGUGCUGCGGAUGAUGCUGGCCCCGGAACCAUCGGAGAGGCCCACGGUCUCCGAGCUGCUCGCCCUCCCCUCUGUCAGGAAACACCGGUGGAAGAGGCGCAUCCAUCUUUUGGUCGCCGAGACCGCGCUCACACUCGUCUCCUUCUGUCAACUGGUAGUGUGCUACGGCUGUAGACUCCUAUCGUACCUGCACUGGUCCUUUGGCCCUCGCUGGAGCACGCCGUUGCCCUCGACUCCUCCCCAUGGCAGCUGGGACAAGGAUCUAACCCUUCCCCUCAGUGCCAUGCACGCGGACUCGGGGAGCCCAGAGGACGACGCCGUGUUUCCGCUGGAUCCAACAGAGCCGGAGCCUUCCCCCACUUUCUCACACAGGAUUAAAAGCAGACUGUCUGCAGAAAGCACAUCCACUCCUCUCCCACUAUCCCCGAGGCACUAUCGGCAAAGUCCCGCCCACACCCCCACUCACUCGGAUCUGGGCGGUUGCUCCCCCUUUCGCUCGGCGCAAACCCCUUCCAGCAUCCACUCGAACGGCUCGUGCCGCGCGCUCACCCCUGGCGCCAGCCCCAUACGCGCAGAGCUCUACCGCACCGACGGAGGCGCCGCGCCGAGCCGCCCGCCGUCGCCGCCGCCGCCCGCCGAGUCCUCGCGGCGGGCGGCUCGCAACUGGGUCCGAAGCGAGGAGGCCCUUCCCCGGCCCAACUUCGAACCAAAGAACCUGCUCAGUCUGUUUGAGGAUACGGCUGUGGAGGGGCAGCCAUGAGUUCAAAGCCCGCAGUGAAGAGCAUCCCGUGCGUGAAUGCACCUGGACUGUUUUUGCCAUAUUGUCUUACAGCAGCUUCUUUUAACAAGUAUUUGAAAAAUAUAUAUUUAGGGGGGUGUUGAACGUGUUAUCGGACCUUGGAAGCACUUUUAAUGUUUUUGUAAUUGCAAUCUGUCGCUGAAAUGACAUGUCCUUGUGUGAUGGUAAAUAACUUCAUCAGUAGCUGUGUGUACUCUGAGUCAUUGACCUCACGAGGUGCAGAAGAAAAAUAAAACAUGUGGGGGGGGGAGAGA
This is a messenger RNA of Pungitius pungitius (ninespine stickleback), 2341 nucleotides long. It is a transcript of the gene pkmyt1, whose product is annotated as protein kinase, membrane associated tyrosine/threonine 1. The record is from RefSeq and is a predicted model, not a curated record. Gene Ontology annotation, biological process: negative regulation of G2/MI transition of meiotic cell cycle; protein phosphorylation; meiotic cell cycle. The transcript has 8 exons. Bases 264 to 2048 code for a protein of 594 amino acids. Gene Ontology annotation, cellular component: nucleus; cytoplasm. Gene Ontology annotation, molecular function: ATP binding; protein tyrosine kinase activity. Lineage: Eukaryota; Metazoa; Chordata; Actinopteri; Perciformes; Gasterosteidae.